AUGCUAUUGAAGAUACAUGAUGCCUCCCAGAGGACGAGGGAAUCAAAUCAGUCAGUGACCUCGGACUUCACUCUCAUGGGGCUCUUUGGCCACUCGGGGCCACAUCUGGUCCUGUUCUCCCUUGUGGCAGCGACAUUCACCACGGGUCUUCUAGGCAAUGCCAUCCUGCUCUUCCUGAUCCACACAGACUCCAGGCUCCACACACCCAUGUACUUUCUGCUCAGCCAACUCUCCCUGUUGGAUGUUGGCUUUCCACUGGUCACCAUGCCCAAAAUGGCAGCUAACUUCCUGCAGGGUGAGAGUUCCAUCUCCUUUGAGGGUUGUGCAGCUCAGAUGUUCUUCCUGAUGCUAUUGGGUGUCUCUGAGGGUGUCCUACUAUCUCUCAUGUCUUACGACCGCUACGUCGCUGUGUGCCACCCCCUGCGUUAUCCUGUGCUCAUGAGACACCAGGUCUGUCUGCUCAUGGUUGGCACCUCUUGGUUGUUAGGUGUGCUUGUAUCCUCCAUUCAGACCUCCAUCACCCUGCACUUCCCCUACUGUGCCUCACGCAAUGUGGAUCACUUUUUUUGUGAGCUGCCUGCUCUGCUGAAGCUCUCUUGUGCAGACACCUCUGCAUAUGAGUUGGCGCUAUCCAUCUCGGGGGUGCUGAUCUUGCUGCUGCCCCUGUCCCUCAUUGCCACCUCUUAUAGCCACGUGUUAGGGGCCGUUCUCCGCAUGCACUCAGCUGAAGCCCGACACAAGGCCUUCACCACCUGCUCCUCCCACAUCACUGUGGUGGGGCUCUUUUAUGGGGCAGCUGUGUUCAUGUACAUGGUGCCAGGAACCUACCACAGUCCACAGCAGGACAACGUCGUCUCCCUCUUCUACAGUCUCGUCACCCCCACACUCAACCCCCUCAUCUAUAGCCUGAGGAACCGAGAAGUUCGAGCAGCUUUGGCCACAGUCCUUGGCAAAACUGGUUUCAAAUCAAAGAGAAGACAUCAUGGGGGAUGCUGGCACCCUCCAAUAUAG
Molecule: messenger RNA, 1011 nt
Organism: Pteropus alecto (black flying fox)
Lineage: Eukaryota; Metazoa; Chordata; Mammalia; Chiroptera; Pteropodidae
Product: olfactory receptor 2Z1
Exons: 2
Coding region: 1-1011 (336 amino acids)
Biological process (GO): G protein-coupled receptor signaling pathway
Cellular component (GO): membrane
Molecular function (GO): G protein-coupled receptor activity; olfactory receptor activity
Source: RefSeq, a predicted model, not a curated record